GCGGCGGACAGCUUUCCCCAGCUAUAUAGCGCUAAGAGCUUUGCUUUGUGCAUCAAAUACUAGCAAAACCCGACCCCGUGUUAUUGUACGCGGGUAUCGUAGAAACAAUGUCGAUGCCAGGGCUUAAACCCAUUAUCUUCUAUGACAUCCCCAACGUCGUGCAGAAUGAACCUUGGUCUCCAAAUACGAUGAACACAAGAUAUUGUCUCACCUUCAAGGGUCUGCCCUUCCAGACCGUCUGGCUCGAGUUCCCAGAGAUCAGGCCAUUCUACGAGCAGCAUUCUCUUGUACCCACCACCUCGUUGAUUAAAGACUCCUUUGCGAUUGCACAGUACCUUGAUGAGCAAUACCCCGACACACCGAAAGUACUGCCAAAUGGCACAGCCGCUCUGGUGCACGUCUUUCAAACCGCGUUCUAUAACGCAGUAAAGGGCACCUCUUUACUGGCCGGCUUUAGAGGUGCUCAGAAGCUCAAUCCCGAGAGCAAGGAGUAUUACAUUCGCACUUGCGAGGAGCGAUUCGGGAUUCCAUGGGAGCAGUUUGCAAUGCACGAGAAGAGAGAGGAGCAGUGGGAUGCACUACGUGUUGCAUACAAUACUAUGGACGGGUGGUAUGCAACGAGCAGCGGUCAAUUCAUAUUGGGAGAUACUCCGUGUUUUGCUGACUUCAUGGUUGCGGGACUAUGCAAUUACAUACGGUAUUGCUUUGAGAAUGAGGAGUGGGAAGAAGACGAUGGAGGGAGACUGGUGGAGGCAACUGACAAGUAUCUUGAUUGUUCGAAGUAGUUCCGUUGAGCGUGAUGCGCUCGGCUUACCUACAU
This is a messenger RNA of Suillus subalutaceus, 820 nucleotides long. RefSeq lists its product as uncharacterized. Bases 108 to 785 code for a protein of 225 amino acids. The transcript has 4 exons. Lineage: Eukaryota; Fungi; Basidiomycota; Agaricomycetes; Boletales; Suillaceae. The record is from RefSeq and is a predicted model, not a curated record.